UUAGGAGAUUUUUGGAAGAUUUUGAGCAACGAGGAACUCUGUCACCGAAGUGUUGGCAACACUGAAUCGCAGUUGACAGGUAAAUAUUUUUGUUUUUUCUACGUUUGCACUCUGCGCUCCAGUUUUUCGUGAAUUUUCACGGAAAUGGCUACAAUUCCUGCGUCAGCUCUGGCUAAUAGGAACAAGAAGCAUUUCCUGGGUGUCCCUGCACCACUUGGAUAUGUUGCUGGUGUCGGAAGAGGAGCCACAGGAUUCACAACCCGAUCGGAUAUUGGUCCAGCUCGAGAUGCCAAUGAUGUUUCGGAUGAUCGACAUGCUCCUCCAGCGGCUAAAAGGAAGAAAAAAGAGGAAGAAGAGGAGGAUGAUGAGGAUCUAAAUGACUCGAAUUAUGAUGAAUUCACGGGAUACAGCGGAUCCCUGUUUUCCAAGGAUCCUUACGACAAAGAUGACGCCGAGGCUGAUGCUAUUUAUGAAUCCAUAGACAAGAGGAUGGACGAGAAGCGGAAGGAAUACCGCGAGAAACGUCUCAAGAUGGAUCUGGAAAAGUAUCGCCAGGAGCGUCCAAAGAUUCAGCAGCAAUUUUCGGAUUUGAAGCGAAAUCUGGUAAGUGUGAGUGAAGAAGAGUGGCAGAUGAUCCCUGAAGUCGGUGACAGUAGAAAUAGGAAGCAGAGAAAUCCCCGUGCGGAGAAAUUUACCCCUCUUCCGGAUAGUAUCCUGUCGCGGAAUAUGGGCGGAGAAACCACUUCCACCCUCGAUCCACGGUCAGGAUUAGCGUCAAUGGUGCCCGGAAUAACCACUCCGGGAAUGCUGACGCCAACGGGUGAUUUGGAUCUGAGGAAAAUCGGUCAGGCCAGAAAUACUCUGAUGAAUGUGAAGUUGUCUCAAGUGUCGGAUUCCGUGGCUGGCCAGACGGUUGUUGAUCCCAAAGGAUACUUGACAGAUCUCCAGAGUAUGAUUCCCACCUACGGAGGUGAUAUCAAUGACAUCAAAAAAGCCAGGUUGCUGCUCAAGAGCGUCCGGGAGACAAAUCCCAAUCAUCCGCCGGCCUGGAUUGCCAGUGCUCGGCUCGAGGAGGUCACAGGGAAGAUCCAAAUGGCUAGGAAUCUCAUCAUGAGGGGAUGUGAGAUGAAUCCACAGAGUGAGGAUCUCUGGCUGGAAGCUGCGCGUCUGCAGCCAUCUGACACAGCCAAAGCUGUCAUUGCCCAGGCAGCCAGGCACAUUCCCACUUCCGUGAGGAUCUGGAUCAAGGCAGCUGAUCUUGAGGAUGAGUUCAAAGCCAAACGGAGGGUGUUCCGGAAGGCUCUGGAGCACAUUCCGAAUUCUGUGAGACUCUGGAAGGCUGCGGUAGAGCUAGAAAAUCCCGAUGAUGCCAGGAUCCUACUUUCCCGGGCUGUUGAGUGCUGCAACACAAGCGUAGAGCUCUGGCUGGCCCUGGCCCGACUAGAAACCUACGAAAAUGCCCGAAAAGUCCUCAACAAAGCCAGAGAAAACAUCCCAACGGACAAACAAAUCUGGACAACAGCUGCGAAGCUCGAAGAAGCCAAUGGGAACAUCCACAUGGUCGAGAAGAUCAUUGACCGUGCCCUGGUCUCCCUGAAUGCCAACGGAGUGGAAAUCAAUCGGGAGCAGUGGUUCCAGGAAGCCAUCGAAGCAGAGAAAUCCAACGCUGUCCACUGCUGCCAGGCCAUCAUCAAGGCAGUGAUAGGAAUUGGAGUUGAAGAUGAGGACAGAAAACAAACCUGGAUCGAUGAUGCAGAGAAUUGCGCCAAGGAGGGGGCAUAUGAAUGUGCCAGGGCUGUCUAUGGUCAUGCCCUUCAGGAAUUCCCCUCGAAGAAGAGUAUCUGGCUCCGGGCAGCGUAUUUCGAGAAGAAUCACGGUUCCCGGGAGAGUCUGGAGUCUCUGCUGCAGAAAGCCGUUGCCCAUUGUCCCAAAUCAGAGAUUCUCUGGCUGAUGGGAGCAAAGUCCAAGUGGAUGGCAGGAGAUGUCCCAGCUGCCAGAGGGAUCCUGUCAUUUGCCUUCCAGGCCAAUCCCAAUUCCGAGGACAUUUGGCUGGCAGCUGUUAAGCUGGAGUCGGAGAAUCAGGAAUAUGAGAGAGCUAGGAGACUUCUGGCCAAGGCCAGAGCAUCAGCUCCAACUCCAAGGGUCAUGAUGAAGUCCGCAAAGCUCGAAUGGGCUCUCAAUAAACUCGAUGCAGCACUCAAUCUUCUGGAGGAGGCCGUGAAGGUCUUUCCGGACUUCCCGAGGCUGUGGAUGAUGAAGGGACAGAUUGAGGAACAACAGAAGAAGCCAGAUCUUGCGACUGAGACCUACUCCAAUGCGUUGAAAAAGUGCCCAAGCUCCAUCCCAUUGUGGCUGCUCCUGGCUAAGUUGGAGGAGAAUCGUGGGGCUCUUACGAAGGCGAGAUCGGUGCUGGAGAGAGGACGCCUCCGGAAUCCAAAGACACCUUUGCUGUGGCUGGCUGCAGUGCGGAUAGAAUUGCGAGCAGGGCUUAAGGACAUGGCCAAUACUCUGAUGGCGAGAGCACUGCAGGAAUGUCCAACAGCUGGAGAGCUCUGGGCAGAGUCUAUCUUCCUGGAGAGUCGUCCACAGCGAAAGACAAAGUCCGUUGAUGCACUGAAGAAGUGCGAACAUGAUCCUCACGUCCUGCUGGCAGUUUCGAAGUUAUUCUGGUCAGAGCAUAAGAUCCAGAAGUGUCGGGAUUGGUUCAAUCGUACAGUGAAGAUUGAUCCUGAUCUGGGCGAUGCCUGGGCGUAUUUCUACAAAUUUGAACAGGUCCAUGGCACAGAGGCUCAGCAGAUGGACGUGCUGCAGAGAUGCAUAACAGCUGAACCGAAACAUGGCGAGGAAUGGUGUCGGGUGAGCAAAAAUAUUGCCAAUUGGUGUUUCAAGAUUCAGGAUAUUCUCCUGGCGGUGGCUAAGGAAGUCAGGUGUCCGAAUUAAAGAGAGAGAGUGUGCUUUGGGUAAUAUUACACUGUAUUUCAAGACGUAUAAUACAAAUUACACUAAAUUA
Phlebotomus papatasi is the source of this 3010-nucleotide messenger RNA. RefSeq names its product pre-mRNA-processing factor 6 (gene Prp6). NCBI's taxonomy places the organism in Eukaryota, Metazoa, Arthropoda, Insecta, Diptera, Psychodidae. The coding region runs from base 145 to 2940 and encodes 931 amino acids. Gene Ontology annotation, cellular component: U4/U6 x U5 tri-snRNP complex; catalytic step 2 spliceosome. The record is from RefSeq and is a predicted model, not a curated record. Gene Ontology annotation, molecular function: protein binding. The transcript has 5 exons. Gene Ontology annotation, biological process: spliceosomal tri-snRNP complex assembly; mRNA splicing, via spliceosome.